AUGAACUCGGUCACGCAAAAUAGGGAAGCUUUGCAACAGAAUACGGGCGGAAAUCAACUCGCGAAUGGAGCGAACGGAAGCUCAAAUUCCGAUCAACACACAAAGUCUCGCGCUCAAAAAGGAAGCCGUGACAAGGUCGACGAAGUCGAACAAUCCGACGAUGAGGCUGCGCGUGGCGUCAUCAAUCGCAACAGUGAUACUACGGAACCACGAACGCAUGAUACGACCUCGGAACGUCACUUCUCUAGCGGCAGACAUGAGGCAAGAGACUUUGGAUCCUCAAAACAAGGUCUUGGCAUCUUGGUAGAGCAUUCGCCAAGCGAUGGAAUCGACCCUCACCGGUUGUCGGUAUUGGACGUCUACGACGGCCCUGAGGCCAAGGCUGCUCUGGCUGAGUUAUCCGACGAACUACUUCAAAGGGCACCUGAAGACAAAGAAAAAGUCAUGAAAUUGUCUCCUGAGAAGAUUCAGGAGCUGACUUCUUCGCCGGAGUCAAUACCUUACCGUCCAGCAGGGCCGGAAACAAACACUGGCAGGCGAUCAGUAUCCGAUAAUGUCCAUGGGAAUGCUCCGGUGACUCGACCUGAGAUCCCGGAAUUUGUUCUUCAGCCUUUGAGCGAACGACUGUCGACUGCGGAAGUUCUGCCAAAGCUACGACCUACUAAGGAAAUAUCAAUGGGAGAUGCUUCUGCGCCUGCAGGCCCCGCUUUCACUCGAAACACCGAGAAACCUGCUCUGCGUAACAGGCCGCACCCAUCCCGAACUGUUUCUACUCCUAGCUCCUCACGGCGUCAACCGCCUUCUACGCCAGCGAACGAUCGGCUAACGCAGACAUGGGCAUCCCGUUCGAAGCCGGACGGCAUUGUCCCUGACCGCGACCCGAAGAGCCACCUCAUUGCCUCUCCUCAAAUCAUAGAAACUCCUCUGUCGUCACCUUUGCCAUCAUCCAUUCCCUUGCCUCCGAUUUCGUUACCUACUUAUCUACAACUUGAGCUUGCAUCUGGUCGACCUUCACCAUUGUACAUCCACCAUGAUACAUCAAACGACUUCCCAUACGAAUCCUCACGUGUGAAAAUUGAAAGACUCAUGAAUUUUCUUAUGCUCCCACCCAUGCUAGAGCAGGUACUCUGCUUCGGAAGUUUGGCCUGCCUUGACGCAUGGCUUUAUUCUUUCACAAUAAUGCCACUACGGUUCAUCAAGGCUAUCUACAUCUUGGUUGAGUCAUGGGUGAUGAAUCUGGGCGCUGAGAUUCAUUUCAUCUGGAAAUUCGUCAUGAACGGAAUUGGUCGAGUGUGGCGCAGACGAAAUCAUACCGUUAAGGAAGACAAGCGCGAAAGACGCGAAAGCGAAUCUGAUGCCACCCCUCGCUUGCCUCCGGGCUCUUCUGCUGGACCAGAAACGGUAGCCGCAGAAAGAGAUCCUAGACAGGCGCAGACGGACGCAUCGAGAAGGAAGAAUCGGUUUUCGGAAUCCCGUAAAAAUCAUCACCGUCGCAAGAAAUCGAUGCCUUCAGCGUUACUUCCGGAUGAUAAAGCGGAUAUUUUGACAGGUCUGCUUAUGAUAGCCACAUGCUGCGUUUUGAUGUACUUCGAUGCCAGUCGAAUGUACCAUUGGAUUCGUGGACAAGCUGCCAUCAAGCUAUAUGUGAUAUACAACGUCCUGGAAGUCAGCGAUAGGCUUCUGGCUGCUAUUGGCCAAGAUGUGCUUGAAUGUCUUUUCUCACGAGAAGCUCUUGAGCGACGUCCUGACGGGCGGAGCAAGAUCAUCCGUCCAUUUUGGCUGUUCUUAUUGGCACUGGUUUACACCGUGUCUCAUGCAACAUCACUCUUCUAUCAAGUCAUGACCUUGAAUGUUGCUGUGAACUCAUAUUCCAACGCAUUGAUCACCCUGUUGCUGUCAAACCAGUUUGUGGAAAUCAAAUCUACGGUUUUCCGCAAGUUCGAAAAGGAUAAUCUUUUCCAGCUUACCUGCGCAGACGUCGUGGAACGAUUCCAGCUCUGGCUGAUGCUCACCAUCAUCGCUUCGCGCAAUAUUGUGGAAACGGGCGCAUUCAAUUUUGUCGGAAACCUCGGGUUGGGCUCUAGUUUCACCGGCCAGUCAUCGACCGUUACUAAUAGCACACCACUAUCCACACCUCCACGAACCGCAUCGUCCAUUUUACCUCAGGCAUUCACGCUCUUCCCAUCUUCAAUUCUCUCGUCCUUCAACAGCGUCAACUCCUUCAUUCCAACCCUAGCCCAAGUCCUGGGUCCAUUCUUGGUGGUACUGGGCUCAGAGAUGCUAGUUGACUGGCUGAAACACGCCUACAUCAACAAAUUCAAUAACAACCGACCAGCCAUUUACGGCCGCUUCCUCGACGUCCUAGCAAAGGACUACUACACCAAUGCUUUUGGCGAGCAGAACCUCACCCGCCGCAUCGGUCUCCCUGUCAUCCCACUUUCCUGUCUCUUUUUCCGGGUCUCGGUCCAAACAUACCAAAUGUUCCUCGCCGCCCUCCUCCCGCAACACCCAUCUUCAACGGCAAUGGAAGCAACCUCCCUUUCCUCAAUCCACAGCCACUAUGUACCCUCUCCCAUCCCAUCGGCUCCACCCCUGACCUUCGCAACCAUUCUCCCCGUGUCAGCAGCCCAUGUCAGCGCGUUCUUCCGCACACUACUAGAGAACGCCAUUCCCUCCCCCGCGCAAUCGGUUCAUAUCUUCACCAUUGUCCUCCUCCUGACAGGCUAUAUUGUCCUGCUCAUCCUCAAACUCUUGCUAGGCAUGGUUCUUCUUGCGUUCGCGCGCUCGCGCUAUAGGAAAAUGAAAAGCUCAGAGGCCGAGAAGAGAGAGUCGCAUUCGCGCCAAUCUGGCGACAAUGGCAAUGGUGUUCCCCACGCUCGCGAGUUCGAUGUUGAGGGCAGCCAGCGCGUUGGUGGCUGGGGUGUUGUGGAGGUUGGGGAUGAGAAGCGGAGACUGAUUUAUGCAGAUGAUCUGGAUGGGCUGCGGAGGGUUAAGGAGAAAGAAGAAAAGGACAAGAAGAGUAAAGAUAAGGAGUUCAAUGUCGAUCAUGUACAGCGGUAUGAGAUGAUUGCGAAGAAGAUUUGGUGA
Molecule: messenger RNA, 3087 nt
Organism: Penicillium soppii
Lineage: Eukaryota; Fungi; Ascomycota; Eurotiomycetes; Eurotiales; Aspergillaceae
Product: TAPT1 family protein
Exons: 1
Coding region: 1-3087 (1028 amino acids)
Biological process (GO): maintenance of protein localization in endoplasmic reticulum
Cellular component (GO): endoplasmic reticulum membrane
Source: RefSeq, a predicted model, not a curated record